GAGGCACACACACACACACACACACACAAACCUCAUCAUCCCUUAUCACCAGCCGGACCUGCACACAGGUAAUAUCAUCACUGCUCUCCUCGCUCACUCUCCCACUCAUGUACUGAGACCAGAGCACCGCUGCUCAGCCUGCCUCCCACAACAAGACAAGAAAGGGAACCAGUGGGAGCUUUCAGUCUGGCUGCCGGUGUCUUCAUCGCUGUCAGAGCUCUGCCUCAACACUCAAGUGCAGCAGAUCUAGUGUAGCUCUGCGCAGCUGUGUGUGGGGCUGUGUGAGCAACUCCGGUAGAAAAGAAAGACAGACUUGAGAUUUCUGCUUCAGAAGAACUUAAAGGGGAACGCUAGGCCGGCGUCACAAGCCUGGUGAAAUCAGGAUCUGCCCAGUGAGACUGCAACCCAAACGGCAAGUAGACAGACAUCUCCGCUAGUGCCUUCAUCAGUGUACCGGCAAACUCGAAGAGCAAGAAAAACUCCCUGGAGCACCGUGUGCACCUGGCAGAGCAUUGUGAGCUGAAACCAGACACAGGCACGCCUCCUCUCCACAACAGCAGGACCAAGAACCAGGACAAAGCUGCCACCGACUUCCACCAAGUUAAAACUCGACUCUCAUUUGCACACUUCCUUUCUGUUUCUCAGUUUUCCUUUCAGUCUCUCUCUCUCUGGGUCUGUGCUGUCCCUCCCGCUCUGCCUCCUCGCCUCUCCCGAUGGAGACUCUGUUUGUUCUGCCGGUGCGGGACAGUGGGGGCAGCAGCAUGGGCAGUACGAGCCCUGAGGUGGAGGGUGUGUUUGAGGUGCAGCCCCCCUCGGGGUCCCGCAGGAAACGUGAGUUCAUGCCGGACGAGAAGAAGGACGCCACCUACUGGGAGAAGCGGCGCAAGAACAACGAGGCGGCCAAGCGCUCGCGGGAGAAGCGGCGGGUCCACGACUACGUGAUGGAGGGCCGGCUAGCGGGGCUGAGCGAGGAGAAUCUGCGCCUGCGAGCCGAGCUGCUGGCACUCAAGCUGCGCUUCGGGAUCCUCAGCCCAGCCGACUACGCCGAGCACGCACGCACCCUGCUGGCAAGGAGGCCCAGCCCGGCCGGGGACAGGACAACACCCCCUGCCUGCCACGAGCGCUACUGCACCAAGCCUCUCACAUCCCGAGGCCAGGACUCCCCUCCCCGUCCCACGUACCUACUCCCCUCGCACACCCACCCCCCGACUGCUCCCCCCUGCCUGUCCUGCCCCCUGGCUGGCUCAGCCUUCACCCCAGCUCGGGGGGCCCUGGGGAGGUAUCCCUUCUUCCACUACCCCCCUCACUGCGAGCCUCUGAGACUGGCCUCCCCACCCCCCUGCCUCCCCACACCCCUGCCUCAAAGGAAGGCCUCUGAUGAGGAGUGGGAGGGGGAGCAGCAGGUUCCGACUCCCUCCUCUCUGCCUGCUCUCAAGGGCUGUGCUUCCGAACCUGACCCCAUGGCUGCCCUGCCUCACAAGCUGAGGCUCAAGGCCCGGCGGGGGAAGGCUGACUCGGACGGAGAGGCAGGGAGAAGGGACCCCCGGAGGCACAGAGAGGAACUGCGUCUCCUACUAACGUCACCAGAGCUCGUGGACUGAUAGACUGCACUGUGGUACUGACUGCUGAGCAGAAGCACUGCACUGCCAUUAAUGCUGCAUGUAUGUGCCUUCUUAUAUUUCAUGUGUGCCAGCACACUGUGAAAGACGAUUGACAACCAAAGUAGCAACAAGAUCCCCUCAUUGCCAGGAUUCACAGAGCUGUUGCAGAACUCUGAGCCUCUUUUUUGUUAGUUGUUUUACAGAAUGUUUGUUUGUCCUAAACCUUCUUUCUUAAUUUUUUUUUUAGCAUUGCUAAAGAUUGUAUGUUUUCUAUAUAAAUCUAUUUGCCAAACCAAUGUUUCUUUAGCUGUGUGUUGUCUCAGGGCUUUUUACAAAAUCACACAACGUACACAAUAAAACUGUGAGCUUGAAAAACUGGGCUCCAAAAUCGACAGUAAGUCCAUGCAGACAGAAGUGGUGUGGCGAGCCUUCACAGCUCCCUGCCGAUUCCCCAUGUGGAGGCUCGGGUACUUUAUUCAACGCGGAACAACAAACAUGUGUUCCUCUGAUUCAGUUCAGUCAUGUCAUAAUUAAACGAAAGCUAUAUGUUAUCUCUGGAUCAGUAAGAACGACUAAUAUUGCCCUUUCGCAGUGUCUAGAUGUUUCCCUCCCAAUGUAUUUGUGUAUUAUUAGUGUAUUAUUUCCACUUUAGAUUCCUUUAUGUAUCUGGAACUUCCAACUGCUGUGUCUCCAACGAGUUGAAUGAUUCCAAGCAAGCAGCUGAGCAGAGCUGCAGCACCAGCCGAGGAUCUGAGCGUGAAACACUGCCUUGUAAAACGAGCACCCUGCUGGGGUGAAGUCUAAUCAGAGUGACAUGUACUGAGUUGAUUUAUUACUUUACGUUUUACCAGCAGUGCCAACUCAGCACAGGACCAAAUUCUUAGUAAACCUCCACCCCUGGGAAACAAUUCAAUAUCCAGGUUUCUCUUUCUCUCUGUCUCUUGCUCACUGAGCAGUGGUCAGGCAGGGGGUGUGUGUGUGUGUGUGUGGGUGGGGUGGGGGCGGAUGGUGUUGAAUAUAGCA
Acipenser ruthenus (sterlet) is the source of this 2624-nucleotide messenger RNA. RefSeq names its product nuclear factor interleukin-3-regulated protein. The transcript has 2 exons. Gene Ontology annotation, molecular function: DNA-binding transcription factor activity; DNA binding. The coding region runs from base 714 to 1601 and encodes 295 amino acids. Gene Ontology annotation, cellular component: nucleus. Gene Ontology annotation, biological process: circadian rhythm; regulation of DNA-templated transcription. NCBI's taxonomy places the organism in Eukaryota, Metazoa, Chordata, Actinopteri, Acipenseriformes, Acipenseridae. The record is from RefSeq and is a predicted model, not a curated record.